Molecule: messenger RNA, 1231 nt
Organism: Cajanus cajan (pigeon pea)
Lineage: Eukaryota; Viridiplantae; Streptophyta; Magnoliopsida; Fabales; Fabaceae
Gene: FRU
Product: FER-like regulator of iron uptake
Biological process (GO): regulation of DNA-templated transcription
Cellular component (GO): nucleus
Molecular function (GO): protein dimerization activity; DNA-binding transcription factor activity; sequence-specific DNA binding
Source: RefSeq, a predicted model, not a curated record
ACCUAGAUAUUAAUAAUCAUGUCUGUCAACCUUCUAUAUAUUACAAUUAGACCUCUCUAACUAUCCAAGUUCCAACUAUGAACGCGAUGGAUGCGCACCAAAACACACUUACAUACAUCAAUGAUUUUGAGCUUUAUGACUUCGUUCACAAUCCAAAUUUUGAUCAGUUCAUCAAUUUGAUCCGAGGGGAGGAUGAAGAUGCCAACUGUGACUUCGGUUCUGACCUUAUCAAUGAUUGUUUUGUUAACAAUCAGCUUCUUUCAUGCCCUACAAACCCAUUUGAUCAGAACAAUAAUAAUGCUGUGAGUGUCUAUGAUCCAAGCUCCACAUUUAGCUCCUUCUCUUGCUUUGAUGGGGAGGUCAAGGGGCAUGGAGAAGAAGAACAUGAUGGAGAGCAUUCUUCAGAGACAACCACGACAACGACAAUGACAACUAAGAAUGGUGAUGCUAAACCGAAACUAAAAACUGAUAGGUCCAAAACUCUCAUUUCUGAGAGGAGAAGGAGGGGUCGAAUGAAGGAGAAGCUUUAUGCAUUGCGUUCUUUGGUUCCCAACAUAACAAAGAUGGAUAAAGCUUCUAUAAUUGGAGAUGCAGUGUCAUACGUGCAUGAGCUUCAAGCUCAAGCCAGGAAGUUGAAGGCUGAGGUUGCAGGACUUGAAGCAUCCUUAUUAAUGUCUGAAAAUUAUCAAGGAUCAAUUAACAAUCCCAAAAAUGUGCAAGUAGCACGUAAUAGUCAUCCAAUAUGCAAGAAGAUCAUGCAGGUGGACAUGUUUCAAGUGGAGGAAAGAGGGUAUUAUGCAAAAAUAGUGUGCAACAAAGGAGAAGGGAUGGCUGCAUCGCUUUAUAGGGCUCUUGAGUCUCUUGCAGGCUUUAAUGUUCAGAAUUCAAACUUGGCUACAGUUUGUGAGAGUUAUCUACUCACAUUUACAUUGAAUGUAAAAGGAUCUGAACCAGAAAUUAACUUGCCAAAUUUGAAGCUUUGGGUAACUGGUGCUCUUCUGAACCAAGGCUUUGAAUUCGUGACAUCGUUUCCUGCUUGACUCACUAUGACGUAGAAUAUGCAUUUGAGAGAUUAUAAUGAGCCAUGAAACAUGUACUGAGCUAGUAUGAGCCUCCAAUACCAUCUGUGCAAUAACACAACACUAUUGUUACAUAUUAUAAGCACAACACCGUUGCUACCUUCGUUCUAUGUAAUUCUCCAAUUUUCACUAAAAAAUAAUAACACCACAAA